AGGGGUUCCAGGGGCUCGAAGGGAUCCUAGUUAGCUUUUCUUCACUGUCACAUGAAAAUAUUUGAAUAAUGCUCGCUUUUGACUUUAAAAUUGUAGCAGUUCCAUUGCUGCUGCUGCUCCUUCUGAACUUAGCGAUGUCCAGAGAAGUUUACAUGUAUGUGGAUAUGUCGGGUAAACCAUGGGAAUUCGAGUUCAGGGGCAUCUACAACAACACCUUGCGGAGACGUGUAACACAAGUUGUCUAUAAUGGUCUCUGGACGGAUCCCAUGUUGAGAGGCAGGGAUCUGGAUGCUGCCUCUUGCUCAAGUCCUUUGAAUCAACUCAUCUCUCUGGCUGCUGCUACUGCUGCUGCAUCCUUUGUUAUAGUCUAGUGGGAGAGGGAGAUCGCCGCUAGCACACCCCUUUUUGACACGAAUCGAAAUCCUUAAAUCCAUUGCGUGUGCGACACUUCAGCACGCACGCACACACACACACACACAAACACACGCAUGCAACACUCCAAUAAAUGGCAAAAUAAUGAGCAUUCAAUUGAAUGGCAGUCCGGGACAAUGGCAUGGCUCCCAGGUAGCAGCUCUUCUCUAUACGUGGGAUAAUGAAAUUGGAUUCAAUGGAUAAAGAGUAAGGGGAGUGGCUCUUCUCUCUCAUAAUUCAACACAUUCAAUAAAUUCCAAAUGCAAAGCCAAAACAAAGGAAGUGCAGACGCAGAACUUCCGUUGCACCAACAAUUGAUUUGCA
Messenger RNA from Drosophila obscura, 735 nucleotides. RefSeq lists its product as uncharacterized. The coding region runs from base 69 to 371 and encodes 100 amino acids. The transcript has 2 exons. The record is from RefSeq and is a predicted model, not a curated record. Lineage: Eukaryota; Metazoa; Arthropoda; Insecta; Diptera; Drosophilidae.